AUGGAUAUAUCUCUAAAAGAAAAUAGUUCUGGAAUUACAAAAAUUAAAAUGGAAAACAACAAAGAUGUGGCGGUAGCUAAACCAACAGCAACUGAAUUUUCUUUGUUUGAUAUUCUAAUUAGGCUUAUUGUUUCUAUUCUAGUUGGUAUUGUUGGCUAUCACUUGAGACGAUUUUUUCCAAUAACUCUUCGUGGAUUCUUUUGCCAGGAUUUUUCUAUUCGAUUUCCUUAUCGCGAUUCAACUGUUGAGACAAAUACUAUUUUUUAUGUUUCUAUUGCAAUUCUGGCUGUUUUGGUAUUUGUUGGCGAAUUUUUUAUUAAUAAGCCGAGGGAUCCGACCAAUCCUGAAUUUUGGAAUUUGGACGUUUUAUUGUGGAAAUUGUUACAAUUUGGAGGAUUUACAACUGUUUGGAUGUUAGGCGCCGGAAUCAAUUUUUUGUUAUUCAAUGUUAUUAAAAUUUCUGUUGGCCGUCUCCGUCCAAAUUUUAUUGCAAUGUGUCAGCCAUAUACCAACGUGACCAAUGCAAAGGAUUGCUUAAUUAAUAAUUCAAAUUAUUUUUUUCCUGGCGAUUUAUUUAAAUGUAACAAAACAAAUGAUAUGAAUAAUCCAAGAAUUGUGGAUGGGAGAUGUAGUUUUUAUUCUGGACAUUCUGCUCUUUCUAUUUAUUUUGCUGUGUUUAUUAUCUUGUAUACACACAUUCGUGUUUUCUCAAAAAGUUUUGGUUCUUUUGCUGCUCCAAUUCUUCCUCUUUUAAUUGUUUUAUAUUCAAUAAUUAUUUCGCUUGGAAGUUUUGUUGCUGUUUCCCGAGUUUUUGAUCAUAAACAUCAUCGUAUGAUAAUUUUUAAAUUUUCUGAAAAUUUUUUGAAAAUUUUUUUUUCAGCAUCCGACGUUGCUGUUGGUUUUUGUGUUGGUGCAGCUAUCGCUAUUUUAUCUGUAUUUUUUCAUAGAAAUUUCUUUUUUUCUGCUAGAGAAAUGAAGAAGAAGGAUGUUGGUAAGAAGAGUAGUAAUAGUGUUGUGGAAGUUAAUAUUAUUUCUGAAAAUACUCGGGUUUAG
Molecule: messenger RNA, 1053 nt
Organism: Meloidogyne enterolobii
Lineage: Eukaryota; Metazoa; Nematoda; Chromadorea; Rhabditida; Meloidogynidae
Source: the annotation of a GenBank genome assembly